UCUGUUUAUGACUCAACUUUGGGGUCAGUUGGAAAUUAUUUAAUUUAUCACUCUCAAGUCACGAAAUGGUUUGAUGACUACAUUUCCUAAUGGGAAGUUUUUCUUCACACCACUCGGGCUGCCACAACUGGAAGAGAAAUGAACUUAGGAAAUCACUCUUCAGUAGCCAGGUUUAUACUCGAGGGGUUGACAGAUGAGCCACGACUCCAGCUGCCUCUCUUCCUACUCUUUCUCCUGAUUUAUGCGGUCUCCAUUGCAGGAAACUUGAGCUUGGUUGUUUUAAUCAGGGUCAGCCCUCAGCUCCACACACCUAUGUACCAGUUUCUCAGUAACUUGUCCUUCAUAGAUCUCUGCUAUUCCUCUGUCAUAAUCCCCAAGAUGCUAAUGAACUUUGUGUCAGAAAAGAAUUUCUCCUCUUUUCCCGAGUGCAUGGCCCAGCUCUUCUUCUUUUGCUUCUUUGGUAUUGAUGACUCCUACAUGCUGACAGCCAUGGCGUAUGAUCGCUAUGUUGCCAUCUGUAAUCCCUUGCUCUACAAUGUCAAAAUGUCCCCCAGCAUCUGCUUUCUACUGAUCUCCAGUGUGUACACAAUGGGGGCAUUUGGAGCCGUGGUCCACACCAGCUACAUAUCUAGCCGUUCCUUCUGUAGAACUAAUGUUAUCCAUCACUACUUCUGCGAUAUCCUUCCUCUUCUGGAUAUUUCUUGUUCAAGAGACAGCACUAAGGAGCUUCUCGUGAUGACUCUGGUUGGAUUUAAUGUACUGGCCUGUGUGCUGCCCAUCUGCAUCUCCUACGCCUUCAUCCUCUUCAGCAUUCUGCGUAUCCACUCAGCUGAAGGUAGGGCCAAAACCUUCAGUACCUGCAGCUCCCAUCUUGCAGCUGUCGGGGUGUUCUAUGGCUCCAUUAUCUUCAUGUAUUUUAAACCACUUACCGGUAACACCAUCCAGGAGAAGGUGGCUUCCGUAUUUUACACCACAGUGAUUCCCAUGAUUAACCCCCUUAUCUACAGCCUUAGGAAUAAGGACGUCAAAGAAGCUCUACAGAAAUUUUGUGGUAGUGGAGUAUGUUCUGAGUCUUCGUAGAAAAUGAAACUGUCAAAAAUUUGCUCUUUUCAAAGUGGAUUUUAUCCUUUAUCCCUGCCUGUAAGAGCAAAUAGUUUCAGAUCAAAGUCCAUAUUAACCUAAGAUCAUCAAUGGUUCAUGUUUAGCAUCGUCACCCUUCAUCACUCAACU
Ochotona princeps (American pika) is the source of this 1230-nucleotide messenger RNA. RefSeq names its product olfactory receptor 8D1-like. Gene Ontology annotation, biological process: G protein-coupled receptor signaling pathway; sensory perception of smell. Gene Ontology annotation, cellular component: membrane. Bases 139 to 1080 code for a protein of 313 amino acids. The transcript has a single exon. The record is from RefSeq and is a predicted model, not a curated record. Gene Ontology annotation, molecular function: G protein-coupled receptor activity; olfactory receptor activity; odorant binding. NCBI's taxonomy places the organism in Eukaryota, Metazoa, Chordata, Mammalia, Lagomorpha, Ochotonidae.